UGAGAAAACUUCAUGCCGGGCUGCCCAAUACGUCAAUCGCGCUCACAUCGUCUCUCCAUCGACAACCAGGGCGGAGCGCAAGCGCAGAUUUGCACACAGGUGAUGGUGAAUAUGGAUUCGGCCCUCUUCUUGUGUACAUCUUGCAUCCUGGGGGGGGGUCAUAUUUGAGGCUGAACAAUGCAGAGACUGAAGGUCGCUGAAAAUGCUCGCGCGCACCUUGUUCCCUGCCAGCCCUCGCGACACAAUGAAUCCGGCGCUGUUGACAACAUACAUGAUUGUGGACAAUGAGGAAUUGAGGCAAGUUAGUGUGCGGAUGGAAGGUGAUGAGGAGGCGCCCCUUCAGCAGUGGUACAAGUUCGAUGAGGUGUUCGCUCCUGGCGCCACCCAGCUUGACGUCUAUCACAGAGUUGUGGCUCCCAUCUUGGAUGAUGUCCUCCGAGGCUUCAAGUGCACCAUAAUUGUUUACGGGCCGAUGGGACCACGGGCAAGACACACACCAUGGUGGGAUCACUGGAUCGGUAUGCGGGCCGCAGGUGGCGCCAGGCAAGUUUACUGAACAAGCAAACAAGCCCCCGAGAAGCUCGCGACAGUCAGCAUCCCAGGCGGUGGCGCCCCCCCCCCCUCCCCCAACACAACUUACCCGCGUCCUUUCUCGAGUGAGUGACCCGCCGCGCCGCCCGACGAGUUGAUUUGGUUGCCCGUCCGCUUUCGGUGGGCUUCCAUCUCGGCCGUGACGCGCUUCCG
Hippocampus comes (tiger tail seahorse) is the source of this 744-nucleotide messenger RNA. Its product is annotated as kinesin-like protein KLP2. Gene Ontology annotation, molecular function: ATP binding; microtubule binding; microtubule motor activity. Bases 203 to 556 code for a protein of 117 amino acids. The transcript has 3 exons. Lineage: Eukaryota; Metazoa; Chordata; Actinopteri; Syngnathiformes; Syngnathidae. Gene Ontology annotation, biological process: microtubule-based movement. The record is from RefSeq and is a predicted model, not a curated record.